UUGAAGUCACGUCCGGGUACAGUGCAUACAAAAUGGACGGUCGUGAUUGCUCUUCGAAGGCAUCUGAACCAACGUAUUAACACCUCGUCGUUCGUCCCCUAGUUGUUAACGCGGUGUUGCUAUUUAUAUUCAAAAUAAACCACUAAUAGUAUCUUCUUGUUCGCUCCCUGAAUCUCACCAUCAUUCCAAAGCCUCUCUCUCUGAUCUCUCUCUCUACAUGGACUACACAACAUCCACCUUUAACUCUUAUAGAUCCCUCCACUCUCUUUUCUCUUUGUAAAUUAAGGGAUCACCAAAAAAGAGCACUAGUAGUGCUUCCUCCUUGCUCCUUUGGCCUCUCCUCCUCUCUCAUCGACACAGAUCGAGAUCGGUAUGGAAGACGCGACAAGAGGCGAGGCAACGAUCAUAGAACUCGGCAACGGCUCUCGUGAUAACCACGAAGAGGUCGUUGACGGAGAGGCCGUCGCCGAUGUCAAACCGGCCUCACAACUUUUCAGCUUCGGCUCCGCCUAUAAAUUGCCACAGCGUAAACCUGCUAAUUACACUACGGUGCAGACGCUGUUGCUGGGGUAUCAGUCGCUUGGUGUGGUUUACGGGGAUCUCGGCACGUCGCCGCUUUACGUGUUCUCUUCGGUCACCUUGUCGAACCCCGGAGAGGAAGACAUAUUAGGUAUUAUGAGCUUAAUCUUUUGGACGCUUACGGCGAUGAGUUUGAUCAAGUACGUUAUGAUCGUCCUGCAUGCGGAUGAUCACGGAGAAGGUGGGACUUUUGCAUUGUAUUCCAUUUUGCGCCAACAUAUAAAUUUCAAGGAUAAGAUGAUCAUGCCAAGUACGAGGCUGGACUCGGAUAUAAAUCUGCGGUUUCAUAGUAAAAGCAGUGGGUUACGGUCGAAAGCGCAGAAAUUCUUCGAAGAGAACUCCAAAGUACAGACUGUUAUUACCUGUGUAGUAUUGCUUGGAACCUGCAUGCUGAUAGGCGACGGAGCCCUCACUCCUGCGAUCUCAGUUCUCUCUGCUGUUCAAGGAAUCCAGUCGAGAUCCACAAAGAUAACGCAAAAUCACGUCGUCCUCCUAUCGGUGGUAAUUCUGUUCCUCCUCUUCCUCUUCCAAAGAUUCGGCACGAGCAAAGUCAGCUUCUCCUUCUCCCCAAUCAUGCUCCUGUGGUUUUCCUUCUGUGCACUAAUUGGACUCUACAAUAUGGUCAAGUAUUACCCAUCAGUUCUCAAAGCACUAUCACCUCAUUACAUAUACUACUAUUUUGUGAGAAACAAAGCCAAGGGUUGGAAGCUCCUUGGUGCAGUUGCGCUGUGCAUAACAGGUGCCGAAGCAAUGUUUGCUGAUUUGGGUCACUUCAGCAAGAGAGGAAUUCAGUUGGCUUUUACGACAGUAGUAUAUCCCUCGCUGAUCCUGACAUAUGGGGGAGAAGCUGCAUUUUUGAUCAAGAACCCCGACAAACUAAGCACGGCUUUCUACAGUUCGGUGCCUGAGCCUAUUUUCUGGCCAAUGUUUGUGGUGAGCACUUUGGCUGCUGUCGUUGCCAGCCAAGCGUUAAUAUCCGCAAGCUUCUCCAUCAUUAGGCAAUCGAUUGCGCUCGGUUGCUUCCCGCGAGUGACCAUGAUACAUACCUCGGAUAAGUACGAAGGCCAAGUUUACUCCCCUGAAGUGAAUUACUUCUUGAUGGUUGCGUGCAUACUAAUCACAGUGGGCUUCAGGGGUGGUGCAGAGAUUGGAAAUGCAUUUGGAGUUGCGGUGAUUUGGGUAAUGCUUAUCACAACAUUUCUAAUGGUUGUUGUGAUGAUCGUCAUUUGGGAAACAAAGCUAAUCCUUGUAGCACUAUUCUUCGUUUCCUUCCUCACGAUCGAAGGCGUCUACAUGACGUCGCUACUGAACAAGAUUGUGGAAGGCGGGUGGGUCCCCUUCGCAAUCUCAGCCUUUUUCAUUGUGAUUACUCUAUCAUGGACAUAUGGGAGGAGCAAAAGAAGUGAAUACGAAGCAACAAAGAAAAUGGACAUGCAAGAAUUCGACAAAUUAGUAGGGAGCAGCACACGUGUGCCAGGCGUUUGCUUCUUCUGCACCGACCUAAUGAACGGAAUCCCUCCAAUAGUUCGACAUUACGUACAGCACAUUGAAAGCCUUCGCGAAGUGAUGGUUUUCAUCACGGCUCGAAUCCUUCCGGUCAGAUCAGUACUUCCGGAGGAAAGGUUUGUUGUAGCCAAAGUAGGUCCUAAUGGAGUGUAUAGAUGUUUGGUUCAAUAUGGUUAUAUGGAUAACCAUAACAUGGAAGGGGAUGAGUAUGCUGAAUCAGUGAUCUCCGCCUUGAAAGAGAUCGCUGAGAGCGAACAGGAGAUCGAGAAGCUUCAUUUGUCUUUGAAUAAAGGGGUAAUUUUUGUUCUCGGGAGGAUCAUUUUGAAGAUGAGCAACAAGCAUAGCUGCUUCGAAAGGUUUGUUAUAGACCAUCUAUAUAGGUUCUUGCAGAAGAACUUCAGGUCUAAUGUCGCCACGCUGAGAAUCCCACCAGGAAAGAUUUUGCAGGUUGGGAUGUUAUACGAGAUCUGAGGGGAGAUUCGACUUUUUCUUCUUCUAGUGUGAGGUUCGAAUGAAUUAAAUUGGUAUGCAGUUUGUGGUUUGGAGUUAUUACAUAGAUUGGCAGGAAUGCUUAUGUAUAAAGUACAAAAGGCUUUGAAUCUAGUCCAGAGUUUGCUGCCUUUGCUUUUUCUUGUUGAUAAUCUGUUGUUUUUUUUCUUAAUUGUGGCCUGGUUGGACUCUCAAGUGGCUCUUGUUUUAUUUGUGAUCGACUUCGAUAAAUUGUUUGUUGAGUUCUAAGUAGAACUGUUAAAAUUCC
This is a messenger RNA of Ananas comosus (pineapple), 2842 nucleotides long. RefSeq names its product potassium transporter 26-like. Gene Ontology annotation, cellular component: membrane. The record is from RefSeq and is a predicted model, not a curated record. Gene Ontology annotation, biological process: potassium ion transmembrane transport. The transcript is spliced from 8 exons. The coding region runs from base 373 to 2556 and encodes 727 amino acids. Gene Ontology annotation, molecular function: potassium ion transmembrane transporter activity. NCBI's taxonomy places the organism in Eukaryota, Viridiplantae, Streptophyta, Magnoliopsida, Poales, Bromeliaceae.